This is a messenger RNA of Botrytis fragariae, 1131 nucleotides long. Its product is annotated as putative nucleoside-diphosphate-sugar epimerase protein. The record is from RefSeq and is a predicted model, not a curated record. The transcript has 3 exons. Lineage: Eukaryota; Fungi; Ascomycota; Leotiomycetes; Helotiales; Sclerotiniaceae. The coding region runs from base 61 to 1131 and encodes 356 amino acids.
CAAAACUUGUAUUUACAAUUCGAUAAAAUAACACCGCGUAAAAUCUACAAGACACAAACAAUGGCGCCCAAAAUAUUCAUCACAGGAACCACAGGGUACACCGGAGGCGAUGCCCUCUACACACUCUACAACGCCCACCCAGACUGGGAAUUCACAGCUCUCGUCCGCAACUCUGAUCGAGGGGCGCCCGUCGCCGCCGCCUUCCCAAAAGUCCAUUUAGUAUAUGGUACUUUGGAAGAUGCGUCGAUUAUUGAAGAAGAAGCUGCCAAGGCCGAUGUUGUGUUACACACAGCCGACUCCUCCGACCACGAAAUAGCCGCAAAAGCCAUCGCCACCGGACUCGCUCGCGGCCACACCCCCUCCAACCCAGGCUACUGGCUGCACCUCUCCGGCACCGGCAUCCUCUGCUGGAAAGACAUGGAAACGCAAACCUACGGCGAGGCCCCCUCGCAACCCCCCUACGACGAUCUCACCGGCGUCUCUCAACUGACCUCCCUCCCCGACUCGGCCUUCCACCGAGACAUCGACAAGCUGGUCCUCUCGGCCGGCUCCCCCUCCCUCAAAACCGCCAUCGUCUGUCCCCCCACCAUCUACGGCCCCGGCCGCGGCCCCGGCAACCAACGCAGCAGACAAGUCUACAACCUCGUCCGCAUCACCCUGCAAAAAGGCCAAGCCCCCCAACUCGGAAAAGGUCGCACCGAGUGGGAUAACGUACACGUCCACGAUCUGAGCACUCUCUUCCUCCUGCUCGCCGAGCGCGCAGUCUCAAACUCCCAAUCUUCCGAGGACGUAGAAAUCUGGAACGAGAAAGGGUAUUUCCUCGCCGAAAACGGUCACCAUGUCUGGGGCGAAGUUUCCCAACAAGUCGGCGCCGACGCAUUCGCCAAAGGACUUAUCAACACGAAAGAGGUAGCCGCGAUGGAUGUGGAUGAAGCAAAGGAGUUAGCGGGAUUUGAAGCGAUUUCCUGGGGGUUGAAUUCGAAGGGGUUCGCGCAGAGAGCGAGGAAGUAUCUGGGGUGGAACCCGACCGGGAGGAGUUUGAAAGAGGAGAUUCCGUACAUUGUGGAUGAGGAGGCCAGGAGAGAGGGUUUGGUGAAGGGACAUAAGGAGAAGGCGGCUGGGGAGGCGUGA